AUGGAGGAAGAGAAACCGCUAAAUGGAACUGAGCGUCUGUUUCCCGUUGAAAACGGGCAGAUCACUUUGAUUCCCACUCCGACCAACGAUCCCGAUGAUCCACUGAACUGGAGCACGUGGCGCCGUUAUUGGCAUGCCUUUUUGGUUCUGGUAAUUGUUGCAUUCACCGCCGCUACUUCCAAUGAUGCCGGUACUGCUGGCAAUGGUAUGAAUGCUCAAUUAGGUAUCUCUUGGGAAGCUAUCAAUGUCGCCGCUGGAGUCUUAUUUGUUGGAAUCGGGUACUGUACUCUUCUCUUGAGUCCCGCCCCCUUUUUGUACGGACGUCGUGUCUCCUAUCUGUUAUGUUUACUGUUCUCCAUUAUUGGCUCCGUAUGGUUUGCUCGCAUCGAAACCGUCGAGGAUAAUAUUUGGAAUCAGUUGCUCUUUGCCCAACUAUCUCUAUCCGAUAUCUUCUUCCAACACCGUCGUGGUCUGGUCCUGGGUUUCUACAUCUUGGCCACUAGUGUUGGUACUUUUAUGGGUCCCUUGGUCUCGGGAUUCAUUCUGGAUAGUUCGAUACUGGGAUGGAGAUGGGUGGGGUGGUUAGCAGCCAUCAUAUCUGGUGGAUUACUGGUCUUAUUUUAUUUCGGAUUGGAGGAGACCUCCUUCGACCGAAAGACCGUGUUGGAUGGGCUUGGCGUGAACCCUUCUGAGCAGCAGCAGCAGCCACAGGGAUCUGGUGUGCUGAGCUCGGAUGAGAAGAAUGAACGCCCGCCCAACGUUGAGCCUAUCUUGGUUAAUUCUGUGGAUGAAGAGAGCGGACAGAAGAAAGGAAAAACCUACUGGCAGCGUAUCGCCUUGAUUACCCCAUCGCCGACCUUGAUCGGAACUGGGUUCAAGCAAUACUGCCGUCGCCUCUACCACACGCUUGGAAUCAUGUUGUUCCCCGCUGUAAUCUAUAGCGGACUACAAUGGGGUGCUCAAGAUGCGUGGUUAACCUUCUACCUCACCAUCGAAGAAGACAACUACUAUGAGGCGCCCUGGUUUUACACCGAUGCCGCCGUUGGCAUUAUGAACGUGCCCACCUUGAUCGGUGCCUGCAUCGGCUGUAUUUACGGUGGUUGGUUUUCCGAUUUUUUCGUCACAUGGACCGCGAAGCGCAAUGGCGGAAUCUUCGAAGCCGAGCAACGUCUCUGGCUUCUUUUCCCUGUCGCGUUUAUCGGACCUGCUGGUCUCAUGCUCUUCGGUAUUGGCUCCGACAAAGGCUGGAACUGGCCGUUGCCGUACCUGGGCCUGGGAUUCAUUGGCUUUGGCUGGGGUUGUGCAGGUGACCUUAGCAUGGCCUAUCUUCAGGAUGCGUACCCGGAAAUGGUGCUGGAGGGGAUGGUCGGCGUCUCCGUCAUCAAUAAUACCAUUGGAUGUAUUUUCACCUUUUCCGCGCAAUACUGGAUCGACGCACAGUCCUUGUCUCAGGUUUUCAUCGCUAUUGGAAUUCUGAGCUGGGCUUUCCUCAUGACUACGGCUCCCAUGAUCUAUUGGGGUAAGAAAUGCCGUCGGAUGACUCAGAAGCGAUACGAGAAUUUCCUCCGUAUUCGUGAUGGUCACCUGUGA
This is a messenger RNA of Penicillium malachiteum, 1590 nucleotides long. RefSeq lists its product as uncharacterized. The record is from RefSeq and is a predicted model, not a curated record. The transcript is spliced from 2 exons. The coding region runs from base 1 to 1590 and encodes 529 amino acids. Gene Ontology annotation, biological process: transmembrane transport. Gene Ontology annotation, molecular function: transmembrane transporter activity. NCBI's taxonomy places the organism in Eukaryota, Fungi, Ascomycota, Eurotiomycetes, Eurotiales, Aspergillaceae.